Polypterus senegalus (gray bichir) is the source of this 4124-nucleotide messenger RNA. RefSeq names its product cilia and flagella associated protein 77 (gene cfap77). Bases 342 to 1073 code for a protein of 243 amino acids. The transcript has 9 exons. NCBI's taxonomy places the organism in Eukaryota, Metazoa, Chordata, Cladistia, Polypteriformes, Polypteridae. The record is from RefSeq and is a predicted model, not a curated record.
AUACAGAGCUGAAUCUCACUCUGCCGAAGACCCGGUGUGUGUUUAAUAUCAGUCAUCGAAAUCUGCGAUCGAAGUGAGUGCGGUUUUCACGGAUGGCCCCAAGUCCAAAAUUACACAAUUAGCUGAUUGACCCUCGAGUCAGCACAUUGGAACGGCCCUCAGAACCGUAGAAAACUGCCAAGCUGCUGUCAUUCCUUUCCAGUUCUGUCAGGAGAAAGAUUCAGCUGAUUAUUUAGCCUUGUGUUUUGUUGAUCUGCACUUCCAUUUCUUCCUCAAGCUCGACUGUGAAAUUGACGCCUCCCUGUCGACUCCUCCUGGCUCGAUCAGAUUGGGAAGGUGGAAUGGAGCCUCCGAGAAUCGGUGUGGUCAGGGAGUCCAUGCUGUCUAAUCCUCUUUUAAUGAGGGAUGAGCUGGGAAAAAGUAGCAAACGAGGAUUUCGGAUGCCUGGGCCCGAUUUUGUGUAUGGAAAACCGUACAUUGUCAGAGAUGGAGGCGUCCCAGAAGUGUUGACUAAAUGGAACUACGCCACUUCAGCUCCACGUCCUGGAAGUGGUGGUCAGAAGGCACUUCAAGACUUUGUGGCUUUGAACAGGGAGGCAGUGAAGUCCGGGCUGGUGACCGCCCAAGAGCACUACCAUUACCGGGCCUUACACGAUUACAAGUACAAUCCUGUCAAAGUAGGUCCCUGGAUGAAGCAUCACCCCCUCCCUGCUGACAUGACCUAUGGGCUCCCAUCACAGGUGGGGGACCCCAUUUAUUCUUUGAUGGAGCAUCGAUACCAGCACGACUGGCUGAAGGAGCAGCUGGCAUCUCAGGAGGCCCGUCAGGUUAAACAGCAGAUGAAGAAGGCUAAGCAGCAGAAGAUUAAGGAGACUCGGACGACUCAUCUGCGAAAGAGCUUGCCAGGAGAGGAGCAAACCACAUUCUGGCAAAUGCCUCGCUUUCAGAAGGUGGGCCCCCAUCUCAGCACUUUCCGGGAUCCAGAAGAACGCAGGAAGGCCUUCCUCGCUCACAGCUCUGAUUCAACGACCCGGUUUGGAUAUCUGGGACAAGGAAUUCAUACGAUCAGUUGAAGAGGGGACGACGUGAUCGACGCUACCCAAGACACCUUAGGAAGUCACCGCCUUUCUUCUCAUUCAGGAUGUGCCUAGAUAUUUUCAGAGUGGUAGCCCAGAAGCUUCAUUUCAAUGUUGGUUAAAACUGUAAAUCCAUAUUGUCAAUUCUUCCUGAUCUGUAUCUGCUUUGACUGGCGUGACUUAACGCUCUUCCGGUUGGUAUUGACAUGUAAUGAUGUGGUGGGCUGGAGUGAGGGGUUCAAGGAAAGUGCCAACACUUCAUCACAUUUCUGACCAACCUUUCUGCAGUCAAUCCCUCCAAAUGGAGUCAGAUUUGGCCGUCCUUUCAAUCGUCACUUCAGAUGUCUCUAUUUAGCAUUCGGGCCUCAGAUCCGUUAACAGAUCACAUAUUGACUACACGGCAUUUGCUUGAAUCAGUAGAAUCUCGGUCGAGCUGAUGAAUGGGCAUGAUGAUAACGUCUCAACUACGUGGGCAUUCAUGUCAAUUUCAGGUUCUCACUGGCUUCUCGGAUUGGUGUGACCAUACAAAACACUGAAAACAAUCUCUUAAAUUAAGAAAAACAUCCCAAGUCAUCGUAAAACAUGCAAGCAAUUUCCAAAUGUAACAUCUCUGUAAAUAUCAAACACACUCCUAACGUUUAGAAGCUGAUGCAUCUUAGUGUCGUCUCUUUUUAAUUCAAACACUCACACAGCAAAUGGUGGAAUAAUGAGUGGUGUAGAAGGUUCGCAGGAUGGGCAUGCAACCAGACCACCAGGGUUAUAAAGACAAGACCCCACUAAACGUCGUCACUAUCAGGGCCAUUUCAGCACAUUUCUGCAUUCAUGUUAUUAUCGUUGUUGGUUUUGUUUUUCAUCUGCUCUCCAUUUGCAUUAUGAACUCAGCAGGGCACUACAAACGCUUAAAAGAGACUUGGCCUUUAAAGUUAUCUCCUCAAAAAUGUGAAGCACACCACAAUAAAAGCACAAACACCCAAAAGAGAGUCAAAGACUGAGAGGGGAACCCUAAACCCCUGGCCCAAAGAGCAGAAAAACAAAGCUUCUUGGGAAUAUUUCUGGUUUAUUACUCAAGAAAGGUUCAAUAAAACAGGAGCAAAAAUGUUCUGUAAGGUUCACCUACAAGCCAAAUAUUUAACAAAACCCAGUUUGAAAUCUACAUAUCAAUAACCUGAAGACAAAUUAAAGAAAUAAAAAUGUAAAUUAAAAUUAAAUAGAAAAUCUUAAAAGAGCAAAUACAAAACAAGAAUCCAAACACAAGAGAAAGAGACCAGAGGAGAGCAAAUGCUUUGGCAUUAAUAUCGAGAUCUUGCAGCUUAUGUUUAAGGCAGAGGGCCGCCCCCCUUAGGUUAAGCAUACAAAGACAAAAUGUAAAUGUAAAACACAAAAUGAUUAAUAAACAAGACAACACCAUUAAGAAAUACAAAACAAAAAGAAAGAAAAUAAAACAUGUUAUAGCAUUAAACACAAAAGAAUUCCUAAGAAAACAACAAAGUAGUAAAUAAAAAGUAAAGAAAUCUGUAACAAUUGACUUACUGGUGCUCGCUGUGUCACAUGUCUGUGACCUCAUCUGCUGUGGCCCUUCCUCAUGUGUUGAACUGUCAUAUCCCGAGCAACAUUUUUGUAUAACUGCCAACCGUGACAUCCCUUUGACCAGUUAUACUCGUCCGCAGUGAUAUUUUCAUGCAGGCAAGUAGUCGGAAAGCAAAAGUCAAUUCUAUCUUUCAAUCAAACUGGAAAAAACCGGGACAGCACAAACAAAAGUCUUAGAAAGAGUUUGAAUUUGAGGUUUAUUCUCUAACUCGGGUACAAAAUAGCCACUAAGAUGACCUUUUAACCCUCACCUCCUUGACCCCUUCAUGUUGUGACCCUUGAGGCCAGACCCUGGCAACUAGGAUCUGGGUCCACAAAAUGGUGGCCACAGCCACAAAACAAAAUAAAAUGGCGUCCCAGCAAAAUACUAGAAAAUUACAAGUUCCUGAGCAAUGUGUUAAAACACCAAGUUUGACUUCAAAAUUCAGAACCCCCGAAGCAAAUAGUCAGAAUCCAUUCAAGACAAAGCUCCAAAAUUUAUUUAUGAAAAAUACCAAUACUAACACGAAUGACGGGAAAACACUAGUGUGUUUAUUCAGCCAUCCUAAAAAGAAAGAAGACCUCCUGAAAAGAAAUAAAUAAAUAUGUUUGUGUUUGGAGUGUGUUUGUUUGUUUCAAAAUGAAACCUCCAUUUGUUGGGUUGUAUUCUCUGUAAGAAGGGACCGGGAGCUCUGAACUGAGUAGCAGACUUCAGAAAAAUAGUGAAGAGCUUUUUAGUUCUGCUCUUAGUUUAAGUUUACUUUAUUCACUUUUGAAGUUCUGGGCCCAUAAUCAGGGUCCUCUAAAUUACGGACCCUGUCAGAUUUGUGACUUGGUUAAGUGAAAAAUCUGCAUAAAAAUAGUUUAAAGUUAAAAGGAUAAGGACAUGAAACAAAGUUUUUUUUUUUUAGGAACACAUAAAAAUCACGAUGGAAAAAAAAUAUGAAAAAGAGGUCCAAAACGAGGCAGCCAGAAAGAAUUGUAGUUAGAGAAUCAGAGCAGAAGUCCAAAACCAAAACUAAUCAGGAGAACAAAACAAAACAAUUCACGAGGUCACCCAAUCAAGGUUUGUCUUUGAAUCCCAAAACCAGGAGGUGAGCCUGCUGGCCUGCUGUCUUAAAUAGUCCAUAAGUGAUGACAUCACACGACGCUGACCCUGUGACAGCAACCAGCACAGCAACCAGUAAACAACAAGGCCGCUAGCACAAGAAAAUGACACGAAAUAGUGGCGCGGACAGCAAAAUGACUCGCAUGACAGCAGCGAUGUGACAUUAUUGUCACAAGUAAAAACUUCAAACUCUCAGAACUCUGUAGAACUUCAAAGUAAUAAGAUUCACAACAGCAUUUAUGGUUCAGGGACCUCGAUGGAAUGAAUUUUCUGUUUUUUGACCACAGAUCAUCUUAUCUUACAAUUUAUAAUCAUUUUGUUUCUUUCUUUGGAUGCAUCUUCAAAAUUAAAUUAUGAUCCAGCCGGCUUACAGA